Molecule: messenger RNA, 3098 nt
Organism: Panicum virgatum (switchgrass)
Lineage: Eukaryota; Viridiplantae; Streptophyta; Magnoliopsida; Poales; Poaceae
Product: BTB/POZ domain-containing protein At3g22104-like
Exons: 3
Coding region: 1413-2810 (465 amino acids)
Source: RefSeq, a predicted model, not a curated record
CCCGCCUUUCCUCUCCCCCGUCUCCUCCUCUUCUUGAUUCCUCGUCUCCUCCAUGGAUCAGGAUCCCUUCUUGCUCCGCUUCGCUGUAGUAAUGUUCCUUCUUCCAUGGACGGUGAUGAAUGAUGAUGUCGACGUUUUUGUUGUUGUAUUCUUUCCUAGAUUGGCAGCUUGCUGUCCACAGCCUAGCGACCCUCCCUCUCUUUUGUGCGCCCACUGUUGCCUAGCCGCUUGUUUCUAGCGGACGCCCAGUUCUUGGGGAUGAGCGAAGCUUGCCGGAUCCCGCUGGAGCCGAGCCUGUUUCGAUUCCACCUCUUUGUAGCUUCCUCUGUCUGAAAAUCGUUUCAGAUAGUCCCCAGAUUUUUUUGGCGUCACCUUGGCAUCCUCUUCCCCAAUUCGGCCUCUUCCACCCCCAGGGCUCCAGCGGUUUUCCCCUUGAUUUCUACCCCGCCGCAGGCCUUCGGGCCGCGUGCGGCGUGUCACAUCCCGGUGGUUCCAUGCCCGCCUCCGACUGCUAGUUCCUGAUCGUUUCCCCUCCUGCAUGGCCUGAAAAUCCUUGCCUUGUCUGUCUCUUCGUCGCUGCUUCUUGCUGUAAUUUUGCUGCUGAGCUCUAGCCUGACUUCUGUUAGUAGAUGGGUUGUUUGUCACACGCCAAUGGAGUCUUCUUGAUUCCACUCAUUAUCCUCACCGGCAACUCUGCUCCCACAUCAUUUAUGUAUCACUCGGAUUAACCCUGCAACUUUUUCCCUCAGCGCGUCUGAAAUUUUACCGCUUCAUUCAGAGGAGCCGAGCAGGCGAGCACGUCGCAACCUUCCAUUUAAGCGCAGUUCCUGAGUGCCCAACUGCAGAGCACAGUGAAGCUGCGUCCGUUUCCCCAUCACUGUCAUCAAUGAGCUCGCCAUGCCUGCCUGGUCCUUGCCCCUCCUAUUAAUGGCGUAACUGUACGCGCAUAUCCCGCACCUGCUAAUGUGCAUCGUCGUCCUCCUCCCGCCUCAUUCCUCCACUGCUGGCGUAAAUGGGAUAACAGCUACAGCUCAUCUUCUUCGCCCUUUUCUAUGCGAGGUUUAAUGCCCGUUUGGUGGCGACUGCUAGCUUCUCCACCCCUUGAAAAACCUUACUUCAUUCUUCCCCGCAAAGAGAAAGACCUGAUCUUCUUUUCCGUCCGGUGGCGGUGUUGAUUUGGAUUCUUGCAAGACAUCCUUGCGCGGUUCUGCGGUAGGAUCAGGAGGUUGGUGGUCGCCGGCGCAGAGUCCGCGAAGCGGCCUCCGAGGGUUGCACUGCACGGCUUCCCCGGUGGCGCCGAGGCGUUCGAGCUCGUCGCGAGGUGGUGUUACGCCGACGCCGAAAGCGGCUGCGGCGGCGCGGUGACCGCGGCCAACGCUUGCGUGCUCCGCUGCGCGGCGGAGUUCUUGGAUAUGGCGGCGGACGCGCCCGAGGCGGCGUCCACGGCCGCGCCGAGCCUGGUGAGGAUGACGGAGAAGGCGCUCGAGGAGAUGCCGCACUGGCCGUGGCACACCGUCGUGGACGCCGUGAAGCAGUGCCAGCGCCUGCUCCCUCUCGCCGACACCACCGGCGCAUUCGACGCGGCCGUGGCCGCGCUGGUGUGCCACAUGACGGUGCCCCCGCCUGCCGGGGACGCCACGCCGACGAGCUCCUCGCCGGAGAGCUCGGCGUUCCGGUUCUCUUGCGACACCAAGAGCAGCAGCCUCAGCCUGCGGGGGUCCUGCAUCAGCCGCACCUGGUGGUUCGACGACCUCGUGUCGCUCCGCCCCGGCACGGUGGAGCGCGUCGCCGCGGCACUCCUGGCCAGGGGCACCGACCACCGCGUCGUCGCCCGGUUCCUCUUCUACUACCUCAAGUGCCGCAUCGCCGGCGCGAGCGCCGAGGACAAGAAGGAGAUGCUGGAGGCGUCGGUCACCGUCAUGUCCGGCCUCGACCGGAGCGCGGUCUCCUGCAAGGGCCUCUUCGGCAUCCUCCGGAUCGCCGCGCCGCUGAAGCUGACCGACGCGUGCCAGCAACGGCUCGUCGCCAUGAUUGGCCGCAAGCUGGACCACGCCACGCUAGACAACCUCCUCGUCCCGGCGCCGGCGGGUACGGGCAGCCUGUACGACGUGAGCCUGGUGCUCAGGUUCUUGGAGGCCUUCCUCCGCGGCAGCGCCCCCGACGAGCCGGCGAGGCUGAAGAAGGUGGGCAGGCUCAUCGACCUCUACCUGGCCGAGGUCGCCCCGGACCCGUCUCUGCGCCCGGCCAAGUUCCUCGAGCUCGCCACCGCGCUGCCAGCUCCGGCGAGGGACUGCCACGACGCGCUGUAUCGCGCCAUCGACGUCUAUUUCCAGGUCCACGGUCGCCUGACGGAGGAAGAGAAAAUGAAGAUCUGCAGGGGCCUGAGCUACGAGAAGCUGUCGCCGGAGUGCUGCAAGCACCUGGCGAGGAACGGCGGGUUCCCGACGAGGGCGGCGGUGCAGGCGCUGGCGUCGCAGCACACGGUGCUCAAGAGUCUGGUCCUGCGCGACCCGUCCGAGCUGAAGCCGGUGGCGCCGUCCCCUCCCCCGUCCACCGUGAAGCGCCGCGAGACCUGCUACGACGACGGCGGCCGCGGCGGCGGCGAGAACGACGGGCAGGUGAUCCUGUACGCGGGGCGGCUGGACCUGACGCUGGAGAACCAGAACCUGCGGUCGCUCCUGGACGGGAUGCACUGGCGUGUGAUGGAGCUGGAGAAGGUGUGCAGCCGGAUGAAGACGCAGAUGACCAAGAUGAAGGCCAGGAGGGCCGCCAGCCGCACCGCCAGGUCGCUCCCCAGGAUGUGUUCUUGAUCCACCCCACUCUGCUGCCAUCUGGGGUGAUCACUGAUCAUAAACACACUGUGCCAUAGUGAUGUACAUAGUGUUAGAAUCAAUCAAGUGCAGGUUUUAGCAUAUCUGCGUAUUGUCUUGCUUCUAUUUUUUUUGGCUUCAUUUUUGCCAUGUUUCCUCUGUGUAUGAUGUGCUAUCAGUUCUUGGUGAUUCGAAAGAAGAGCCGGUUUGAGUGGUCCAUCAGUCAAUCUGAUCUGAAGAUAUGUGUGACAUACCUGAAGAAUCUGACAAUGCUAUAGCUUUUGUACA